AUCAAGUUUUCAUCCUCCUGAAGCGCAGUCGCAACAAUACCUAGCUUUAUACGACAAGUACACCGACGACUUAUCUGUCUUUCACUUUACAGAUACUUCCGGGCCAGCACACUUUCAAACUAUCAUAUACCUUAUGCACCCAAGCGAUUAGCGUUGCAACGUAGAAUCUUCAAGAUGAGGGCAUUUUCCGUUGACAAUUGCACUAUGGCUCGAGCCAACAACAAAUCCUUUGAUGGGCUGUUAGACAGAAUAACGAAUGUAGUGUAUGCGAAACCUGGAAGCCUAGCACACGAGAGUAUUACGGGUCUCUCAGCCGGUGUUGGUAAAGUCUCUGGUGCGAAAAAUAAAUGCACAAAGAACACACAUCCAGCAUUCAGCCAACGGUCAAAGUCCGCGAGCCUACUGAACAUCUCUGCCAACUUCACCAGCGACUUCAGUGAAGUCGAAGUUAGAAAAAUGAAAUCUAGCGAAGGUCUAAACGAGUCACCACAGGGGUGUACACAUAAGCGUACCGUUGCCGUCCUUGUCGAACACUGUCAAGAUUCGGACGCAUACCAGUCUGACAGCUCUGUCAAUGAUUUCUCAGAGCGCGCGGGGCCUAAUAUGAAGUACAAUGAGAAAAAUGCGACAUGUGACCAGAAUGAUAGUAUGGUAGACAGGGCUCCACUGUACAGGCCAAUGUCGCUUACUCUAACACCUUUAAAGGUGAAGUCGGCGUUUAUAGUUUCGCGAGCGUCCCAAACUUCUAUUUCUAGCUCAAUUGAAGCACAAUUGGUGGAACGUACUCGAAAGACCCACAAUGCUAUAACGUUGGUCGAAAGAUCGAGUCUACUUCAGGAACCUACGGCUGGCAUUGUUCCGCGCACUACACCUACUUUGGCUUGGAAGGAUGAUGUAGUCAUGAACGACAGAGUAGUAGAUUUUGCAGUGAUGGAUCCCGAAGAGAAAGCGGCGCUGAAGAAGCGCAUGAAGGCGAAAUUCGUCCGUAAGCAUAAUAGCCCACGGGUGAGGCAAGCGAACAAGUCUUUUCUACUCCACUACGCCAAGGUAAAGGUUUAAAUACUCGACUAUUUUAUUUGUAUUCAUAUUAGAUGGAAACUACGCUGCCACAACGCAAUAUCGCGCUUCAGAAACCGGAGCAAAUCGAAUCGAGUAUAAGACCGGUCAGUAUUUCUAUGAUUCAAAGAGGUAAAGUUUCAUAUUCAAUAAAUAACCAAUGAUUGUGUGAGUUGAACUCGCAUCAUAAUUCGG
Molecule: messenger RNA, 1251 nt
Organism: Sphaeroforma arctica JP610
Lineage: Eukaryota; Ichthyosporea; Ichthyophonida
Exons: 1
Coding region: 175-1059 (294 amino acids)
Source: RefSeq, a predicted model, not a curated record